Messenger RNA from Sodiomyces alkalinus F11, 3588 nucleotides. RefSeq lists its product as hypothetical. Gene Ontology annotation, biological process: DNA-templated transcription; regulation of transcription by RNA polymerase II. NCBI's taxonomy places the organism in Eukaryota, Fungi, Ascomycota, Sordariomycetes, Glomerellales, Plectosphaerellaceae. Gene Ontology annotation, molecular function: RNA polymerase II cis-regulatory region sequence-specific DNA binding; zinc ion binding; DNA-binding transcription factor activity, RNA polymerase II-specific. Bases 107 to 3460 code for a protein of 1117 amino acids. The transcript has 6 exons. Gene Ontology annotation, cellular component: chromatin. The record is from RefSeq and is a predicted model, not a curated record.
AGGGCUGUGUUAUUGCUAACUUUGGCUUUCCUUCCUCGUCGCCUACCACCCCGCCUUGCCCCGUUGCAUCCCUAUCUUAUUUUCUUCCAUCUUCAGAUUAUAUAUCAUGUCUAGCAUUCAAGACAUAAUGAAUGUAGAGGACGACCAGUUGGGCGAUCGUUCUUCUUCUCAGACGAAUAAAGAGGGCAAGAUCCCAACCUCAUCUCACCCCCAUCCGCCACCCAAUACGGCAUCUCCCAGUCCGUCAACCUUCCCUGGCCAUCCUCUAGGAGAACACACCACAAUCCCUCCCCAAGACCAUCAAAGCAGGACACAGCGUCCGUCUGCUCUCAUACACGCUUCCUCCAUCCUCGCGUCAUCGUCGAGCUCGACUGGAUCGCCCGUCACAAGUACCAGCAGUUCUGGUCAACGUCCAAGCAACAUGAACUCCGACUCCUCCAUGGAUCCCAACCUGUAUGGACACAGCCAAGGCUACAGUCAAGGCUAUGGUCAAGGUUACGGGCAAGGCUACGGGCAAGGCUACGGGCAAGACCACGGGCAAGACCACGGCCCCGGCCACUUUGUUUCAUCGUCACCCAACUAUGGAACUUCCUCCAGGACACCAAUGAGACCCAUUGGGAACACGCCGCCCACCGCCGAGCCCCCCUGCAGGCUCACGCCUAUCACAAAACGAGUCAGUCGGGCAAAGAAAGGGGUGCCCGUCCAUACUUGCGACAUAUGCUCUCCUCCCAAGACCUUCACUCGAGCUGAACAUCUAAGGCGCCAUCAGCUUAGCCACGAUAACCCGCGUUUCGCCUGCUCAGUCCCAGGUUGUGACAAAGCCUUUUAUCGUAGGGAUUUGUUGGAACGACACCAGCAACGCCACGAGAUGGAGGGAGACAAGUUAAUCAAAAGCGGAAGCCAAAGCCGUAGGACCUCAGCGGGUUCCGUGGGAGGAGGGAAUCGCCAAAGCGUGCCACCUUCUGCUCUUGGAUACAACACCACUGGCGGAGCCUCGGCAGCUGCGAACGCGAACAUGACCAUGGCACCCGAUACGCCAGCUAAUCUAGCCUUCCCACCUAUGGACAACUCUAGCAACAUGACACAAUCCAUGUCCCCUCCAAUGAGUCGUGGCAAUGAAUCGUACCCGCCCUCCUCCGGCACCUCCUCAUACGGCGGCAGUGGAUAUCAAUUGUCCCCGGGUUCGUCUCAUCAAGUACCGGCGCUACAACAACCACCGAUCCCUGGCAAUAACUUCGAAGCUACUUCCGUCGCGCCGACAUUCUCCUCCAUCGACUACGGCGAGUCUCGCUACGCGCCACAUCUGUAUCUCCAGACACGAGGGCUCUCCAGUAUGCAAGUUCCGGCGGUGGAGGGCUCUACUGAACUCUCUCAUCACCACGAGACCUCUGAAUGGGUGUCCUCUGCCUCUGACAGCACGUACUCGACUCCUUCCGAUAACUCGCGACACGGAGGCAUCUGGCCAGCAGUCGAUACGGCCGCCCACAACGACUGGCAAGACGAAGUUGAUAUGAUUUCAAACUAUCCGCUCAGGGGUCUUCAUAGUCCCUCGAGCGGGCUCGACGCCAUCCCGAAUUCGACCGCUCCUGUCUUCUUUUCCUAUUCGACAUCCCCACCACUCGACGCUACUCACGUCUACACGUCGAUGGUCGAUAUACCCCUGUCGCAAUUCCCGGGUGGUCAUGCGCUGCUGGAUCCCAAUCCGCAGCGCUUCUCCAGCAUUGUUGGUAGCCCAAUCCUAGCAUCGGCGUCGGGCUCGGCUCAAUGUUUUGAAACUCUAGUCUCCCCCUCGACGGCCCUUCCGUCGGACCGAUUGAUGCACUCCCUAGCUUGCAUGGGCCGUCAGAAGGAGGUGGCGGUUGGCCUCCUGGCGGCCGCGGCCGCGGCCCCGGUCCCGAUGCUCAGGUCCUUGCCGUUGCCUCCCGCGAGUGCCUACGAAGCCAUCCCGGACUACCUGGAUGUCUAUUGGGACAGGUUUCACCACCUGUUCCCCAUCGUGCACAGGAAGUCCUUGGAGAACGCGGGGCGGAGUGUAGAGGUGCUCCGCUGUGCCAUGGCGGCUGUGGCCUCCCAGUACCUCAGCGGCAAAGAGCAUCGCAUCAGGGGUAACCAGCUGCAUGAGUUUGCUUGGCAGCAGUCGAGACAAGCGCGCAACCGUGACUUAUCUAGCAUGCAGUCUAUCGUGUUGUGCGAGUUGUUCUCUCGGUUCCGCGGUCGGAAGGCGACUAUCCGGCCAUCAAAGGAAUUUGAGAAAGUCUAUCAGAGUGCCUAUGACUCGUCUGCUGUCUUCAGUGCCGUGCCGGCAAAUCAUAACACAGAGAGUAAUGACAGCAAUACACGAUGGCGAAGCUGGCUGAACCUGGAGGCUCUUCGGCGGCUUUUGGCGGCCUGUUUCGUCGUCGACAUUCAUGCUUCCAUGUACCAACAACAAAGGAGAACGCACGACUUCAAUAUCUUCUUAGAAGGGACCCCUUCCAUCCCACUGACCAGUCCCACGGCCGACCUGUGGGAAGCCACGAACGCAAAUGCCUGGGAAGCUAUCAUAAUGGCUAAAGAGAACCCCAUCAACAUGUCUAUGGCCUUGCCAAUGAUCAAUGCCGACUCGCUGACCGAAUCGCUAAUUGAGUCGUAUGGGUCGUUCGACAAGGCCGUGAUCCGGGGGUAUGAGGCCCUCCGGCUACAGUCUCAGGAGAUACCGAGGCAAUCUUUCUUCACCGGCCCAGGGAAUGCAGAGACUGAUCCCAGCACGGCGCGCUUAGCCAAUCUCUUCCCUGACUGCCCCAUCGCCAACACGUACCUCGCCCUCCAUCACUCUCCGCUACAUGAACUCCUUUCCGUGUCGGGAGACAGCUGGGCAUUCAGCCGAAAGAUGAUAGACGAGGCGACUUUCGCAGCGCAGCAGAGGCAAAUACAGCAAUGGAGCCGGUCGGGCAACGCUGCGGCAGCCGUCGUCUUCGCCUGCCGGGCCAUACAGGCCUUCACAUCUCACGGCCACGAGCGUGGUCCGGAGAAUAACGACGAUGAAAGAUGGGACGACGACGACGAAGACGAAGACGAAAUGUCAGACUGGGAUACCCAGUCGCGGCCCCGGGCCUGGCGGGACGAUCUGUCCGACUACUGGGGCAUGUACGUCUGCGCUCUCAUCUGCUGGGCCUUCGGCUUCGCAUACCGCGGAGUGGAGGAGAAGGAUCCUACGUCUUCGCCUACUUCUCGCGCGCCACGCGCCCAAGGGGUCAAGGGGAUGGACCCCAGGGCUGCCCUGGCGUGGGUGAGAAGCGUGGCGUCGAUGAGAGCGGAAGACGUUGCGAAGCUGCUCAACAGGCAAGAUGCUGUGGCGGUGGUGUGUCUCUCGCGCCGGUGGAUGGAGCCCGACGGUGAGGGCGGGCGCAACCGGCUUCUCGUGGAUGCGAUACGGGUGUUGCGCAAGCUCGAGGAGUGUGUCGAGCGUACCUGGUUUUGAUCAAGCAAGCCCGAGCCCAUGCAUUUCCCCUCCUUUUCCACUUUGAUUUUCUAUUUCGAUACGUUUUUCCCUUUUCCCUUUUCUUUUUUUCUUUUCUUCUUCUUCCUUUCUUAUCGCCUCAUCUCGUU